Lactuca saligna is the source of this 891-nucleotide messenger RNA. The record is from the annotation of a GenBank genome assembly. NCBI's taxonomy places the organism in Eukaryota, Viridiplantae, Streptophyta, Magnoliopsida, Asterales, Asteraceae.
CACUUCUAAUCAACAAGAAAAAAGCCUAGGGUCUUCUUCUUCCUUUCUCUCUCUCUAACCUAAACCCCAUCUUUUUCCUUGUAGACUUUCUCACCGUUACAUCCAUUGGUGCCAUCGCCACCACAAUGCCGCUAUGUCUCCCUCCGUUUCUCAAUCCGAUGUCGCCGCGAUACUUUAUUCUUCCAGUACAACCAGAUUGAGGAUCUACAACUUCCCCAAAAAAUCCUUGUUGAAUACAUGCCUCUCGAAUCAAAUCAGGUAGAGGAGGACCUCGAGGUGAAGCUAUGUCACAUAUUAUAUCACGUCCCUGUUCGUGUCAAUAAUACCUUCGGUAGUUAUGUUGGUUCUGGCUCCGACGACUUCUAUCAGGUUGUAACAAUGGCUCCUACAACCCUUUUCAACCCUCUAUCGCUGGUUCUCCUAAAAAAAUUAAAGCCCCCAUCCUAUCUGGAAGCAAUAAACGGACAAGAACCUUUCUUCUUCCUUUUCAUUGUGUGUUGUUUCUUAUGGAUGUCUGUGCUACAAAGGAACAACAUUUGGGGAGCUAAAUCCUCAUGUUUUGCAAUUGUAGAUUCUGCUUUUAGUCUGGUGGUACUAACUGCAGUAACAAUGGCUUUUACAGUCUCAACAAUGGCUUCUUGGAAAAAUGAGCCUCUAGGUUCCCUACCACAAGAUCAGCCAUGGCUUUUACAGUCUCAACAGUGCCACUCCCAAUAUGUGGCACAAGGACUACAUUAUCAAGACCAAAAAUUUCUUCAGGAUGAUACGAUUCUUAAUUACUGGAACUUGGUCCAAGCAGACAAGAAUAAGCUCUGGAUAACAGACAAGAACCACCUUCCUCAGCCUGCUACUUCUCUUUCUUCACUUGAUCACCAGAUUCAUCAUCAUUAG